Molecule: messenger RNA, 2862 nt
Organism: Orbilia oligospora ATCC 24927
Lineage: Eukaryota; Fungi; Ascomycota; Orbiliomycetes; Orbiliales; Orbiliaceae
Exons: 2
Coding region: 1-2862 (953 amino acids)
Biological process (GO): protein deubiquitination
Cellular component (GO): nucleus; cytosol
Molecular function (GO): cysteine-type deubiquitinase activity; cysteine-type endopeptidase activity
Source: RefSeq, a predicted model, not a curated record
AUGGGAGAACUACACUCUCCCAGCGACUCCUUAAAAUGGAAGCGACACUACAAAUACAAGAGUCUACGGAGUUUCACGGGCACAAACAUCGACUGUACAGACGUGCAACCUUCCAAAUCGGCACGAGGAUCGUUGAGGGCAACAGACCCGCUUAAACCCCGUCAAGAGAGUAUUAUAUCGAAGAAACAGCCUUCUCGGCCGCUGUCUGGUGUUCGUUUCUUUAAUGAUGUAUCAGAACCAAGGGAUGGGAAGGAGGAGUGGAGACGUUAUAAUGUGGAUCAGAAGAUUGUUAUGAGUAAUAACAGUAUUUUCAAGGAUUGGGAUUCUGAGUUGGGUAGGAGGAUUUUGGGCGCUAUUCGAAAAUAUAAGGGUGGUUCGUUGGGUCUCCGCUCGACUGGCAGUUCGGGUGGCGGUUCAGGAGGCGAUUCGGGCGGUACCUCUGGAGGUGGUCCAGGUGAUACUUCAGGGGGUGGUUCAGGAGGUAGUUCCGGUGGUGGCUCAGGAGAUACUCCAGGGGGUGGUUCAGGAGGUACCUCGGGAGGUGGUUCAGGCAAUACUUCAGGAGGCGGUUCCGGUGGUAGUUCCGGCGGAGGCUCAGGCAGCAGCUCAAUGUUUUCAUGGAGAAGCUGGUCAAGUAUCAUCUGGAGCAACUCCGACCCCGUAAACGAAGCCAUCUUCAAAAGCAAACUCACGACAACCGACUACUCAAGACUAGCAAAAAAAAUCGGUGCCAUCGCGCGCCCCGCCACUGUAAAUCUAUGUUACCUCAACGCCGGUAUUCAAGCUCUAGCCGCAACUCGCUUCGUCCACUUCGUCGAUCGAACGGAUCAAAUCACGCCCAUUGCGGGCGGUGGCCACGGCUUAGUACCAAUCACGGAACGCAUUGCGAAUGCUUUUAAAAGUGUGAAUCAAUGGUAUAACGCCGGGUUUAGUGGGAGUCUAGCAAACCGUGUAGCUGCUGGACGAGUUCACCAGACACCGACGCCGGAUACAAUCGGGAUGGGCAUGCUUCCCUUUAUGGACACAGCGAGUGGGUUCACGCCAAUGUGCGAUAUUACGGAAUUUCUGGACAGUAUUAUAGGAUCUUUGGAUGAUGAGUACUUGAUGGAAUUACAGACGUUCCAUGAUUUGGGUGCUAGUGGUUGGGUAAACUAUCAGAAUCCGACGACGUGCACGCAAGCGACUAAAGUAUCGUGCUUGAUCUGUGGGUAUACGUAUGUCGAGGAGAUUACUAGAGUAUGGAUAGGGGCGCUUUAUAAGCCGCAUGUAGAUUCUAACGUUGAUGGGACACAUACUGUUGACCUUGCACAUACUCUCGACCACUUCACCAGAAUUGCAUUAGUAGAAAGCGAAGCAUGUAUUUCAUGCAAUCUAAUCGAUUUAUACAAAAUCAACAAAAGGGCCCAACGGCACCUAAAAGCCAGCGCCAAAGGGGAAGCCGACGCCACCAGCGACACCUCCAAAAAAAUCUCUGCGGAUAUCAUAGAAAUCGAUCGACGUCUGCUAGCAAUAGAGCAGGGCCUACGACGAAAACUUACAAAUGACCGGAUACCCGUUGAUGACAACGGAAGACUCCGGGGUAUUAACAUGCGAAGCGAAGCUAUGACUCCAAGGAGCCCUAGAUCCGAAACCCAAGUAAUCUCACGGCUGCCGAAUACCAUUAUUUUGGGAUAUAACAUCGUUCAUUCCGAUACAAUGAAGAAGAACAGAACACAGUUGAAAAUCCCGCAAGUGCUAAGCUUCGCACCAUGGACCGCGGACACAACAGACGGAAACCACAGUAGAGACCCGUUGAGACCAUUAAGGCCGAAAGGUAGUAAAUACAACGAUGGUAUUGAAUAUGAAUGCAGAGCCAUAUCUUAUCACCAUGGUGAGACUACGAACAGUGGUCAUUAUUUCACCGACAGGUUACCUUGGAUACCCAACCCUAGAGAUGUUGCAGCCGGCGCAGCGCCACGGGAGCCAUACGAAUGGUGGUUUUGCAACGAAUAUAUCACCGAUAUGUUUGCCGCUGACCAACCAUUUCCUCGUCCUAGCGGUGCAAAGGAACAGGAAGUUUUAGUUGUAUAUGAAAGGAUUAUGGAUCCUGCCGACAAGGCUGCUAUAAUUCUCCCCAGUGCUGAUACGACCAGAUUGUUUGAUUUUAACAGAGAGUAUCAGUUUUCGGAGUACAGUAUUCCAGCUGGUGGACCCGUAGUGUUCAAGAAUGAACAAAAUAUGGAAGGUAAAAGUUCACCACGUCUAGAUUUGUCAAAGUGGACAAAAAUCACAGGGUUUUUUGGUGGGGUUGGAACAAGAUCAUCAAAGAGGGUGCGGGUACAUGAUUAUGAGAACGAGGAUAUCUCAAUAUCCUCCGCAGUGGAGAUAAUGGACACAAGACCUCCGAAACGUGCACGGGUAGCCAAUUACGAGGUUGGAGCCAGUUGGGGCUUACGGUCAACUAGAGGAGCUGGCCACGAGUCAAAUGCUGAAAGGGAAAGAAGAAAGGCAAUGGAAAACCUACAUGACUCAAGUUUGAUCAGACAUCCCGAGGUUCUAGCUGACUUCGAACAAAAGAAGAAAUGGAGGAUGGGGGGAUCACAUGGUGGAGAUUUCAUAAUACCCCCAUCGCCGGAUGCCUCCACAUCCUCUAUCGACUCCGGUAAUAAUGAUAGGAAGCAACAAAGAAAGAACAGCCCAGGGAAGCGGAGCAACAUCCAGAAGGUACCGUCUUCAAAUAGCAUAACACCUAUAUAUGUGGUUCACGAGGAUGAACCUGAAGGUUGUUACAGAAUGGAAUAUGUAGAGAAGGCGAGCUCGAGCAAUCAUGAUCAUCCCAUCAGCGAGAGGGCCAAGGGUAAGAGAUCAACCUAUCGGUAUUAG